AGUGCACAUUCAGCCUAAAUAUGGAUUCUCCCACCACUUCUAAUCCAUGAGCGUUUCCCACGUUCAUCCACUAAAUCCCCUCAACUCUUUAUUUUCACUUUCGGUAAAAUCUGCCGUCGGCUGACGUGCGCAUGUACGUUGCCUUGUUCUCUGAGGAAGGUGGAGCGGGACGCACUUCCCCCGAACUGGUGGCGCAACAUUUCCAGUCACAGCUCUCCAUAACAGGAAGCCUGAGAGAAGAAGCGGCCUCACUGUGUUCACCUCCCUGUGGGAUGGACCGGACCAGACUGCGCUGCUUUCGAUGGAAAUCAGUCGUUUCAGCAUGGAGGUGAAGAGGAGAGUUGGCGAUAGGAUGUCCGUCGUCCUGCUUCUUGCAGGAUAUCUCGCCUCUACAGUCGCUUUCCCUGGGGUCAAUUCAAUAGAACAGAAUCUGGACUGCACCAACGACUACAUCAAUUUGAUGUUUUGCGAGUUUGAAGCGCAGAACUGCGCUGAGUUCAAUAUGACUCUCCAGAACAACAGCGGAUAUGAGGACAAGCAUUGUAUUUUCAAGCUGUGUGACAGUGGACGGUGUUGUUGCCGCAUCGAAAUGAUUCUUGUUACUGGGGAAACUCAUACUGCGAUUGUGAGGAAAGGAGGUGAAACCGUGGCCUCCAAACUCAUCAGAGUCAGAGAGAGCGUAAAGCCCAUAGCGCCGACAAUCACCUCAGCGAAAGAAUCCAACGGGAAUUUUCAAGUCAUGUGGAGGACGAACAUGAAGCCCAGUAUUAGUGACAGCUUGACUUUCAACGUGACCUAUCGGAAAAAAGGAGACACGGAGAAGGCAGGAACAGCAUCAGAGGAAUCUGAAUUUGUCCAACCGACUACAUAUGAAGGAUUGAAUUACUAUGAAAUACUCGGUCGACACUUGGAGCCAAGCACCACGUACAUGGUCAGCGUGAAAAGCUACUCAUACUGGAGCGGCCGCUUCAGUGACAGCAGCAACGAGGUGGAAUUCAUAACCCCUGCCUCCCCUCGCAGCCUGAUCUCAGCCGUCAUCAUCAGCCUCAGUAUUGCUGCAGUCAUCCUCAGCGGUGCUAUAUACGGCUGUUAUGUAAAGCUCAAAGAAAAGUGGUGGGACACAGUUGCCGAAUGUCCAAAUCCCAAACUUCUUAAUAUGCAUCCAAGUGAGCAAGAGGUCUUGAAGCCUGUGCCACCUGUCAUCUCCUCGAUGUGUGUUGAGCCCCUUGAUCCAGAGGACAGCAAACCAUGGUCGAAGGCGUCACUGACGGACUCGAGCAGUGGGAGUGUUCGGCAAAGCAGUGGAAUCAGCACUGGCUCCUCUUGUCUCAGUUAUGCUAACACAGAACCUCCUAACAUCAUAGCCAGCGUUCAGGAUGCUGCUGGUAAAGCCUUGGCCAUUAUAAGCCCGGUAUCACCUGUGACCACAAACCCACUCACAGAAAUGAACAACGUCAGUGGUUUAUUCUGUGCUCCGUACAAAUUCUGUGGUGUCAGAGCUGAUGGCAUGAGCUCUGGAUCAUCUGGCAUCAUCAACAAAACAUAUUCCAUCCUCGUUCCCAGUUUCCCAGAUCAAAUCAUGGUCCAGACGCAGCCUGAAAUGCUUUGCGACUCUGCAUACCGCCCCAGUGAGGGUGACAUUGUGAUCUGUGCUGACCAACAGGCACCAGCUUGUCCACUUGUUGCUUCACCACCAGUGGUUUCAUCUCUAAUGCCAACAGACAUGUCCUAUCAGCAGUGUAACGCAGAUUCUGGGAGGUUUUCAUAUGCAGAAGACUCCAGUUUGUCUUCCAUGUCUAGUGGCACAAACACUCUUGCAUCAUGUGAUCCUGUGUCCAGAGUUGAGGCCACAGAGCUACAUGUCAUAACUGGAGAGACCACAGUCUGCGAUGAAAAUCCCUGCUACGGCUGUGUGCCUGCAGGCUCACACAGCUUCCCUCCAGUGGAUGACGACUACCAGGCAUUUCAGAGUCUAGUUGAGCAGCCUGAUGUUUUGCUUUCGGAGAGGAGUAGUGGUGAGGAAGAGGAACAUUCGAGCAAAUAUCCAGAGGGAUCAUUCACCAAGAUGCCCCACCCCUUUUUCAGCCCGGUCGUUCCAGGUUUCACCAACAAUGUCCAGGGUGGCCAAACACCUUUUGCCUCUCUGAUCUCUGCUCAUCUGUCUAUGCCAGUGAUCACAGACAGUGGCUAUCAGAGUGUGUAGCUGACUUUUUAAUGCAUUCUGUAUUUGUGCAAUUGGUUUGCUCCUGCAGAUUAGGAACAUGUAGAAGAUGAAGGAGAGGAAGAGGAUGAUACGGCAGAUGGUGUUCAUAUCUGACUUGAGCUUGGACUUGGAAUCGAUCUCACCUCGAGGUCCAUUUAGUAGCUGUUCCCGAUCUCUCAAUCAUACCACAUGAUCUUUAUCUACAGAUGGAGUUUGUCAUGUCAUCAUGGAAAUGUAUGGACGCCCAGAUGAUUGAACGCUCCAGACCAGUUAUGAAUGCUUAAUGAAUUGAGUUGACUUUGUUUUCUCUACUGGGACAUGACUUUUUAAAGCUUUUUGUUUGCAGCAGUGAUUCAAAGAAACCACAUCUUUGCACGUGAAGAACUGUUAAUUUGUACAUACUUUGCAACUGUAUAUGACUGCCUUUGAUGUGAAACACCCACGUUUGUACAUAGAAACCUCCAAGUAAAGUUGGCCACAAAUGCUUGAGAUAAACAGCUGCAGUCAGCUCAUGUAUCAUGUGUCAAUUAAGGUCAUUUGUUUGCUGCAUUAAAAUAGACAUAGCUCAUGGAAGUGUAUUCCUUAAGUGUUGUAUACAGCUGAGAGGAACACACUGUUUGUGUCCAAUCAUCCAGUCUUCGUACUGUUCGUACGACGUCAGUGAAAGAGUUAACGGCAGAGCCGUUCUGGUAGGUAAGCCAAAUGCUGUGUCUGAAACAAGCCACAACAAUCAGCUGUUGUGAAACUACUUCCUUAAAGCUCUUCUCUGGAACUGCUGAGCCACUUCCACAGAAACACACAUUAGCCUCGCACAGCAGGCUACACUCACCACAGCAAUGACACUGUGUCUGAAAGGAACUGGCAUAGUUACAUUAUAAACAUGUUGGGAGUGGUGGUGCCCUAGAAGAAGUGAAAUAAAUGCUACUAUUGAGGCACAUUUCUUUGGUGUUAAAUAGUUCAAAUAAAAGUUAUUUGCAUUGUGGCCUGUGGAUUAUCCUGACUUGUGCCUCCUUCAGAGAGACAUUGCUGCUGGGGUUUUAUUGUUGUGAGCAGUUUCCAUUUACUUCACUGGUAUUUGGAUAAAUUGACCCCGAGUAGUAGAGUAGCGGUUGUGUGUGUGUCUAUGAUUUUAAAUGAAUAAAAUAAUUGUUUUGAUUCGA
Messenger RNA from Chelmon rostratus (copperband butterflyfish), 3363 nucleotides. RefSeq lists its product as uncharacterized. NCBI's taxonomy places the organism in Eukaryota, Metazoa, Chordata, Actinopteri, Chaetodontiformes, Chaetodontidae. Gene Ontology annotation, cellular component: external side of plasma membrane. Gene Ontology annotation, biological process: immunoglobulin mediated immune response; cytokine-mediated signaling pathway. The record is from RefSeq and is a predicted model, not a curated record. The coding region runs from base 302 to 2203 and encodes 633 amino acids. The transcript is spliced from 10 exons. Gene Ontology annotation, molecular function: protein binding; cytokine receptor activity.